Messenger RNA from Beta vulgaris subsp. vulgaris (sugar beet), 888 nucleotides. RefSeq lists its product as uncharacterized. The transcript is spliced from 4 exons. The record is from RefSeq and is a predicted model, not a curated record. Bases 1 to 888 code for a protein of 295 amino acids. Lineage: Eukaryota; Viridiplantae; Streptophyta; Magnoliopsida; Caryophyllales; Amaranthaceae.
AUGACUAAAUCUUCCACUACAUCAACAUAUAUUUCUCCUAUUCAAGAUCCUUUGAGUCCUUACUUUAUUCAUCCUAGUGAGAACACUUUACUUCCAUUAAUUUCUGAAAAAUUUAAUGGUGAGUGUUAUGGAGAAUGGAACACAAGUAUGAUGAUUGCAUUGUCUGUGAAGAGCAAAUUGAGUUUCAUUAAUGGAAGCUUACCUAAGCCAUCAUCUACUGAUAAAGACCACAAAACUUGGGAACAUUGCAAUGAUAUUAUAAUCUCAUACAUACUAAGGUCUUUAGAAUCUAGUAUUAUUAAGAGCGUGAUCUACUUAAGUACAACUGCUGAAAUCUGGAAAGACCUUGAGGAAAGGUUUUCACAAACCUCAAGACCUCAAUUCUCUUCUCUUCAGCAAAAUCUAAGUGAACUUUCACAAGGUUCAUCCUCAGUGACUAACUAUUUCACUCAAAUCAAGGGAAUAUGGCAUGAGUUGACUGCAAUGAGGCCAUUGCCUUCCUCUAUACCAAAGUUGUCCUUGGCAUAUAGACUGCUGGUACAAGAUGAGAAGCAGAGGCAAACUACAAUUAAUGUCACACAUGGACAGGUUUAUGCUUAUACAACAGUAGAAUGUUUUGCAGGCAAGACCUACAAUAAGCCUAGACAUGUUUUUCAGCAGCAUUAUUCUGGAAAGAAGAUUGUAGUUGGAGGUGCAAGCAAGAAGUCAUGUGACUAUUGCAAGAGACUGAUUUCUUCUACAAAUAAGCCUGGAGAUGAAGAUUCUGCUGCAAAUAGCUCUACUCAUAUUGCAGUUUCAUGGAAGUCUAAGAAGCAGUCCACCAUCUCUAAAUCUUCCAGUGAAGCUGAGUACAGGGCUAUGGCUGCAGCUGCAGCAGAAAUCACCUAG